UUUUCCCUCGUCACAUCGCGCGGACGAAAAGAUGCUGAGACGAGAACUAAGUUCUCUUUCUUCAUCGUCGAGUUCUAGGGUUUUACAUCAACUUCUUCGAUCUCAAAAUCACAGAUUCUCGUCGUCUUCAACGGAGGGGAUCGGAGGCCAUGCGAGCAGCAAGGGGAGCAGAUCAUUGCUACGGCGGCGAGCGAUUCCGAUCGUACUUCUGAGCGUCACCGGAGGAUUCGCCCUCAGCGCUCUCAACGAUCUUGCCAUCUUUCAUGGCUGCAGCAGUAAGGCAAUUGAAAAGGCUAGUCAGAACGAGAAGAUUGUAGAAGCUCUUGGUGAGCCAAUUGUAAGAGGCCCAUGGUAUGAUGCUACUCUUGCAGUUGGUGUUAGGAGGAACACAGUUUCUUGCACAUUUCCAGUAUUUGGACCUCAAGGAUCUGGCGUCUUCCAAUUGAAGGCUGUUCGCACUGGAGAAGACAGUUUGUUUUCCUUCUUACGGCAUCAUGACUGGGACAUUCUUGUCAUGGAAGCUCAACUCCAUGUCCCUAAGGAAGGUGAUAAACCCCAGAAUUCCCAUGUAAGUCUUACAGACGUCAUUUCUCCUGCUGGCCAACCAGAAUGCAAAGAAUGCAGGUCAUCAAACUCUGGAGCCCUUGAGAAGUGAACAAUAUGCCCUGCAAAGACAGCUCAUCUUCUUUGCUUUCUUGAAAUUGUGCAAGUCUUUAAUUCAUUUCUUUAUUAAAACUUUGAAAGUGCCAUAAAAAGGGUGGAAAAAGAAGUAGCGAAAUAAUGACACUGAUGGUGGGUUCUGGACUAAAUUCAUUCUUGAAUGGAAAACAAAUUCUAACCCUAACCCACCUGACAAACAAUUUGAAUUGUAAGAAACUACAGAUCUGGUGUGUUUUUAGACAUUUGAGAAGUCAAAUAUGUUCAUUUUGGAAUUUAUUAAAUUCAUUUUUGAAUGGAAAGGAAAGAAAUUUACUGC
Asparagus officinalis (garden asparagus) is the source of this 976-nucleotide messenger RNA. RefSeq lists its product as uncharacterized. The coding region runs from base 32 to 655 and encodes 207 amino acids. The record is from RefSeq and is a predicted model, not a curated record. The transcript is spliced from 4 exons. NCBI's taxonomy places the organism in Eukaryota, Viridiplantae, Streptophyta, Magnoliopsida, Asparagales, Asparagaceae.